Symbiodinium necroappetens is the source of this 10535-nucleotide messenger RNA. The record is from the annotation of a GenBank genome assembly. NCBI's taxonomy places the organism in Eukaryota, Dinophyceae, Suessiales, Symbiodiniaceae.
GUGAGAGAGCUGAUGUUGCAGAGGACGCCCUCCCAGGUGUUGACCCGCCCGUAGAGGAGGAGCAGUCGGACUCCCUGCGAUCUGUAUCCAUUCUGGUUCUAGUGUACGCGCCGGAAUACAGUCCAGAGAUGCAUACGCUUGAAGUUCAGGUGCCAUGUGGGGUGGACACGCUUCUAACAGCAGUCCGUGCUAAACGCACUGAUGAGACCGCUACGAGUUUGUCUAUUCUGACGCCUGCCGCACCGCAAUUGCAUCAAGCUUUUGUCACCCUUGUGGCGUCACCGGCAUGGCCCACCGACAGGGUGGUAGUGAUUCUUGAUUGCCACCGCAUCGAUGGGCGGGUUUUCUCGAUUUCUCUGCAGAGCCCCAUGAACAGAGAAUCCCUCCUACUUGCGGCAGGAUUCCCACUUGAAAGCACUUUUGGGGUCUUUGUUCAUGGGUUAUACCGGCCGCUCGAACGAGGACACUUGAUCAGCCUCGUCACGGGUAUGACCAUUGCAUUCUUGUACGAAGGCUUAGGGGCCCCCCUGAGCCAAGACCUAGGCGUUAUGCUCUUGAGUACGGAUUGGUGGGAUUGUGAUGCGGACCUACCGGGCCCUCCAUAUCACCCAGGCAGCCACUUCCGCCUUUUGACAGAUGGAAUGCCUACUGUUUUUCAGGUACAAGAUGGACGGCGUUCUUCUUUCCGUAGCGAUGUCGCAGAAGCACUGCAAGCUUCAAUCGACAGGCUUACCAUCCAGGUGUCCAAGCCCCGCAUUCAGGAUGCCUUCCCAGCAGGGAAACCUGAGAGGCGGGUGCCUAUCCUCCUCGACUGCCCACCUCUGCAUACUUUUCCCGAGGGGCACGGUUUUCUAGUUGAGGCUGGUCACGAUCCCAACGAUGCAGGCACACAGGAUGGAGGGGAUGCAUCCCGGAUCGGUGUCCUUGCAGACCUGUGCACGGCCAAGCUAGCAUACUGCGGGUACUCCGGCGAGGGAUGCGAAGCUGCUUGUGUUCUUCAGGCCCAGACAGGCAUAUUGCUUCCCAGGUGCGUUGCCGUUGAACUUGCACCGGGCCAGUCACCUUCCGACCGUGCAGUUGCCAAUGCCCGGGCCGCUACAAGGCGUCUCGGAUUCGCGUGGCCUAUGCGACCAGCGUUGCUGCCUUUGCCAGAAGGUCCUGAGGUUGCCCCUGGCGAGCAAGAGGCCCUUCUUGAUGAGGGCUUAGUGUCUGUGACCUUUGUCAUCCUAAUACCGGAAUAUACACCAGAGUAUGUAGACAUGCAACUCUUACUGCCUCAAACACAGGCGGAGGCCCUUGAGGUUUUAGAGACCUGCAGAUGCUACACAACAGCAUCGGAUUUUCCGGUGAUGACGCCUGCUGCCCCGCAGCCCGAUCCGCGGCAUGCCUAUAUCUUGGCGAUGCCGGAGUGGGCAGCAGCAGAAAUAAUCGUCUGCUAUGAUUUGACCAUGAUCGAUGGUCGCAUCUUUGCGGUCACUGUGCCGCAAGAUGCGGGCCGUGCUACUCUUCUCAACGCGGCAGGUUUUUCAGCAGCAAGUGACAUUGAGAUCCAUGUCCCAGGAGCACCGUUGGGACCUGCUGUGUUCCUUGAGGAGAUGCUGCGCACUCAUCUUGCCUGGGGAUCAUCUCCAGUUGUGCAAGCGAGUGAGGUCGUGCCGCUCUGUCGCUACUGUCAGUUCCAGUCCACACUUGCGACCAGCUCAGGAUGCUGCCUGGACCUCGAGGCCCUUCGCCAGCUUUUGGAGCGGACGAUACCGGAAGGCUUCCAGGUUAUACGAGUCACCUUUCGGGCUGUUGAAGCACCUGCGGCCGCUACCAGUGCGAAUGCCGACAGUGGUAACGUAACUGCAACGGCAUCUAUUGAUGCCCCCAGAGGUGUGGCAGGGGCCGGAGGAGAUACCACCCAUGACGCUCCAUCCCGGUGGAGCAAUCUGCCUUACACCUCUGUUCGUCUUAUCAGGGACAUGGCCAACAGAAUGACCCCACAGGUAGUUUUCACUGACUACACGCACCAGCACAAGAUCCUUAGCGAGCCCAAAGGGUCACACGAGCAGCCGAACGGCCCCGUAGCCCGUGUGCGGGGAUAUGCCCGUGCUGCAGGCCUACCUUGGCCUUAUGACAGGCGCUUAUUGGGAGACGUUCAGCCCGCGGAUGACGUACAAGUCAUUGUGGAUGAGGCUGACGGCCAGACACCUCUUGCUGUUUGCCUGCUUCUGCCAAACUACAGUCCUGAACAGCUUGCGGUGCGCGUCCCCACACCCGCUACGAUCGCGGAAGUUGUCAAUGCCACGCGUCAGGAACGUUCAGGUUUCAUUCGCGCGGCGUUCCCGCAUGUUAUGCUCCCCGAGGUGCAAGUCAGUGAUAGAUGGCUUUUAGCCAUUGCUUUGCCAUCAUGGGCGGUCUGCGAGAUCCACGUCGUCUUGGAUAUUACAGCCAUUGAUGCCAGGCUGUAUCUGUGUCCUUUGCCUGCGGUGGUAGACCGGUACCUCCUCUGCCAUGUCGCGGGGGUGCCCGAUAACCAUGAGGUUGAGGUAUUCGUCGAAGGCUAUACCCAGCCACUGCCUCAUGGGCGAGACAUGCGUGUCUCUACCGGCAUGCUUAUCACCUUUCGUCCAGCCGGCGCGGAGCCUCGGCAUAUCUUUGGACUCGCCCAAGUUCUGCAGCAGGAAGGCCUGACCACCUUCUCCUUUGGAGAGGAAGGGCUCUCCGUCCACUUUGUGUACGAUGUCCUCGAGACAUUCAUGCCGCCACACUGGACCCUCCUUGUGAAGAUGACGCUUACCAAUCAUCUGACGCUCUUGGCCAACAUAGCACCCCUUGGCGGCAUGCUUCGCGAGCUUAUCCGCGAAAUCAUUUCCAAGGUGGCCUUUGUGGCCAGGGACAUACGAGACGUCGAGUGGGUGGCUGAGUGGACCUACCUGGAGUGGCUCCGAAAUGUCUGCUCCGACGAGGGCGGGAUGUUCUUGCGGGCUCCACGGUUGCAGACUGACGUGAAGACUCAGAUGGUCAACCGAGGAAGCCUUAUGCCGCUGCUGAUCCUCAGCUCUGGGGCGAGUGCACCGGGGGCCCGGAACGAAAUCCGGGGCGGCUUGUAUGAGAUGAGUGUCUGGUCAGAUCUCGGCCAGCGUGCACAAGCGUUCCCCAAGGGUGGACGCAAGCAGUUCCGACAUUACCUCAGCCCAGACACUUGGGCUCUGCGCCGCGAGGUGGCGGCCUUGCGCAGACAGCGCCUUAAGGCCGCGUGCAAGCAGGAUCGGGCCCAGCACUUCAGUUAUCUGGCGGAGCAAAUUCAGCAAGGUGAUGACUCUGCCCCUGCUGCGGAGCAGAGGCUCAUGGGUUUGAAGAGAAAGAAACCUUUUCAGCCCGACGUUCUCCCUGAGCUUCAAAAGGCGGACGGUUCUUUCUGCGAGACACCGCAGGCAAUCCAAGAUAGGUGGCUUGAGCACUUCAUGGAACAGGAGGCCGGAGUCGAGGUGAGCCCGACAGAUCUCGCGGCCCUCACCAAACCGCAGUCCCCCGGACCCCUGCCCGCCUCGCUGAGUGAAUUGCCGUCUCCAGAUCAGCUUUUUCAGGCUGUUAUCGGAGCCAAGAAGGGCAAGGCAGUUGGCCCUGAUGGAAUUCCAAGCGAGCUCGGACACGCCGGUCCACAUCUCUUGUACGAUCUGCUGCUACCUUUGAUGUGCAAGAUCGGACUUACAGGGAUUGAACCCAUCGGUUUUAAGAGCGGAGUUUUGGCCCGACUCUACAAGGGCCGGGGUCCCAAAACGGUCUGUGGAAGCUUUCGUGCAAUCAUGUGUUUGACUCCAAUGCCCUCCCGGCGCAACUUGGCGGGAGGAAGAAGACCUCGGUCGUCCUCGGUUCGCAUUUUACGCGUGCCUUUGGGCGUUGGUGCGCAACAGGGGUGCUCCGCGAUCACCCUCUUCGCGGACGUUGCCUCCGCCUAUUAUAGUGCUGUACGUGAGCUUACAGCACGUAAGGAAGGUGUCGGCAGCAGCGAGGCGCAGGCUAGGGUGCUCGGGGAGCCACUUGCACACAGUCAAGCAGUGCAGGAACAGCUUGCCCUCCCAUCUGCUAUGGAACGCGCCAGCGCGACGCCAUGGCUGGAAGCAUUGACUGCAGAGUUUAAUAGCAACACGUGGAUGGUCCUAGCUGGCGACACGCGACCUGCAGUUACGCGUAAGGGAUCGCGGCCAGGCUCAAGUUGGGCGGAUCUCUUUUACAGUGUGACUGUGCCACGCAUCAUCGAAUGUCGUGAUGCAGCCAGAGCCCAGCAUCCCGAUGCUGCUCGAUCUUGGCCCAUUCGGUGGGACGGCCGACAGGACCUCACUGAGCCGAGCUGUGACCCUGGUGAUUGGGUUUGCGUGACAGAGCUCAGUGAUGUCAUCUGGGCAGAUGAUCUCGCAAAAUGUAUUCCUGUUGAGGAUCCGGCUCAUGUGGCAAGCACACUGUCUUUUGAAUGUGCUAUAUUGACCGAUGCCUUUGGUGUGCACGGGUACCGAUUCAGUUUUGGGCCCACCAAGACUGCAGCGAUCGUAGCGGUACGAGGACCAGGCUCCCGGAAGGUCAGGAGGCAACUUUUCCAGGGGAAAGCGGCCGUACCCGUAUGGCGUGAAGAAGGAGGCGUUGAAUCCCUGCCCCUCAUACCCACUUAUAGGCAUCUGGGUGUGCAGACCUCUGCGGAUGCAGGCAUCAGCGUUGAAGUCAAGCACCGCAUAGGUCAGGCAUGGGCGGCCUUCCGCCAAGGUCGCUCGAAGGUGUACCGCAGCAAGCGUAUUUCUGUAGCGAAACGGGGAGCACUGCUAGCUACCCACGUCCUGACGAAGCUUCUUUUCGCUGCAGGGGCGUGGCCGCAGCUCUCGAAAGGGGAACAUGCAAUGUUCUCACACGCAGUCCUAUCCCUGUAUCGACAGACUCUUGCUAUCGGCCCGGAUGGGGACCAACACCUUACCCAUGCCACGGUAUGCUCCUUGCUGCAGCAGCCACCGCCGGAUGUGCUCUUGAGUGUUGAACGUGCCCGAUAUCUUCUACAACUCUUUCACUCCGCGCCGCCCCAGCUCUGGGCCCUGAUCCGAAGGGACCCGGCAUACAUCGCUCUUCUGCGAUCUGUUGUGCAGUGGAUGUAUACUUGGCUGUGGCGCACUACGGCCCUGACAAACCCUGAGCAGGACUGGGCUCCUUGGGAUGCGAUGAUUCAGCACAGGCCAGGCAUCUUUCAGGCGCUCAUCAAGCGUGUGCGAGGCUUGGAGAUCGCACGCACCUCCGGGCUUGCGGCUCUACAAGCGUUGAGACGAGCCCUCAUCGCAGUUGCAGGCAGUCUCGAGGAGGACGUCCGGCCUGAUGCAUGCCAGUAUGUCGAGGGGCACUUGCAGGCGUCUGCCCGAUGUCGCGUUGCUUGGGGUUCCUUUGAACUCGAUCCGGCGCAAGAUGUCGUUGAGGCGAUUCACAGCCAAGCACUCCCCCUUUCUCAAGUGGGACACUCGAGUGGCCGUACUUUUGAUUUCGAUCCGGCGGCGUUGCAUCUAGGCCUGCUGGCCGACUUGCAGGGGACAGAUCUGGCGUCAUCCGAGGGUUUAUGGGAGACGGUGUGCGGAUAUGUGGCACCGCUGAACAUAUUGCGGCGCACUGUUGACAUCUGGAGUGCCAACCCUGGCUCUGCCCAAGAUCCUGCGGAAGUUGCUAGAUCCUCCGAGGAUCUGUUUAGCUUUGUCCUCACAGGGACCCCUCAAAUCUUUGCCCUUGUUGCCUGCGAUACGGUUGGGCUUGCCGUGCAGGCUUCCAUGAGCAACCCUGUGCUCAUUCAAGCACCCACUUCUGCAUUUUCCAUGCUGGCCAAGCGCAUGAAUCCAAAGCCGGUGAUCACACCAGACAUUCAGCAGAUGCCGCUGCAUGCCCUUGUCUGGCACCCGGUAAGUUCCGUCCAGCAGUUGGAGGUCGAGCUGGCAGCGGCCCAGGCUUUUCAAGUGCUGGAUACGGAGCUGCGGUCGAUGGGGCUCAAGAACAUUUGCUACAGCAUGAUCACCAGCCCAUGGUUCUCGCGAGUGAUGAAUUUCAUCAUUCUCUUCAAUGCGCUCUGCAUGUGCUUUGACAUCUAUCCCCCUUAUGACGACACGGUGCUCCUAAUCCUGGACAACAUCAACUUCUUGUGUUCUGUCAUCUUCUUCUUCGAGGUGUGCAUCAAGAUCAUGGGAGUGGGUGUGUCCUUUUUUGAAGACAACGGAAACAGGUUUGAUUUUCUCCUGGUGAUGUUGUCUGUGGUCGAGCUCUUUUUGAGCGGAGGGUCUGCACUGUCUGCCCUGAGAACGGCAAGGCUCUUGCGAAUCUUCCGAAUGAUCCACAUGAGCAUGAACUUCCGAAUCCUCCUGAUGGUCUUUCAGAAGGCAGUGACGCCCACCCUCUACUUCUCCAUGAUCGUUAUUCUGUUUCUGUACUGCUCUUGCUUAGCGGGCCUUCAGAUCUUCAACAAGGAUGACGUUGAGAGUGGCAAGCUCGGCCUGGGUUUCGAGUCCUUGGCCAUGGGCUUCCUGACAUCUCUCGCGAUCUUCUCCGGAGACGGCUGGCUCGACAUCACCACCAACCAGAUCCACGGCAAGGACAAUCAACUCUUCGGAUUCUUCUACUUCUUGCUCACCUUCGCGCUCGGGAAGGCUGUCUUGAAGAAUUUGCUGCUGGGCAUCAUUGCCGCCGAGUUUACGGUGGCGCGAGACAUCAUGAAACAGGAUUUUCGGCUUAGAAUGGCCAUUGCCAGAGCAAAGCUCGAGAAGUUGCGCCUGACCGACGCCGCCCUGGGAUCCACGCCAGGCCGAGACAAGGAGGAAGCCGAGGACGACGCAGAAGCCGCGCCGGAGUCCCCGCGCUGGCCACAGCAAGCCUUCAGCCGUCUCGAGGGCACAGCGGAGAAGACCUGUGCGAGGAACAUGGAUGUUAUCAAGAUGAUCCAUGUGAAGGGCCAAGCAGCGAAGCGGCUCCAGGAGAUCGGGAAGAUCCACGCCAUGGGCAAGAGCAAGUAUUCUUGGCCAAAGGGCGAAAGGCAUCCUCCUGAUCGAGGCAUGACCGAUGUGGAGGCCAUGUUUCUCAGCUCCGUGGAGAUGCAAACGGAUGCACUGCAUGGUGCAGCACCGCCGGAACAGGCCUUGUUGCCGCUGGGGGUUCGCCUGCAGCGUGAAGCCCUGCAUGGGGCGGCACCGCCGGAAGAGCAGGAGGCGGAGGGUGCAGACGCCCACGAGCCAGGAUUCGUUUGCGUUCAGAUCGGCUUUGCGAGCAGCUCCUCAUCAGCGGCGAACACACGCGCCAAGGUCGACCACGCUGAGAGGACUGACCGGGCGAAUCCCGUGUGCUCAAGCGACCGCCCACCAGGUCCUUCGCAGCCCUUCACCGGCCGCCCGAUCUGGACCCAGCUCUCCGACAUCUCGGACACCCGAAAGGAAAGCUUCAUAGAGAGCUACCGGCGGGCUCGUGGAUCGGCGAGAGCAUCUGCUCCGCCGCGUGUCUGGACUGGAGACGGCCCGCAGCCGGAUGCCGAAGCACCACUGCGAAGGAUGAAGUGUCGGGAGAAUGCAGAGCAUCGGAUGAUGCCUCCGCAGCGCAAGGAGGUCACUUUGGAAGAGACGCCACAAGUCAUCGGGGACAUCGUCCUGCUGUCGCAGCUGGAGGACUUGCCAGAAGAGGAGCCUGUCGUGCAUCAGGAGGACAAGCAGAGCAAACCCAGGGACGGCGCACGUCUGCCUGAUGAGAAGCCAUCGAUCACGGAGCUGCUUCGAGGCUGUGCACGGAGCAUCAUGCGCUCGCCUGGCUUCGAGCCUAUUGUGAUGUUCGUCAUCGUUCUCUCCUCCAUCUCGCUGUCCUUUGAGAGCCCCUUCUCGGAUCCGAACUCGGAGGUGGCAUUCCUGCAGAUGGUCAUCGAUCGGUUGGCGGUGAUGGUCAUGCUCCUGGAGAUGUUCGUUCGUAUGAUGGUCAUGGGUCUGUGGAAGCCCCCGAGUGAGUGUGCGCCGGGGGAGUUGCCCGGCUUUUUCCGCGUGCCUUGGCACGUUCUGGACUUCGUGAUCUGCCUUGGUGGUUUGACUUACUUGAUGGCGGAAUUCUUCACCACGAACUUGGCGGAGCUGAAGUCUGUCCGGGCGCUCAAGAUGGUGUCAAUGCUGCGGCCACUGCGAUUGAUUGGAAAGACCAGCUCAGUGCGGUUGAUCAUCGAGUCGCUUCUUGCAGCUAUUCCAACGCUCGUCAACAUGACAAUGGUGAGCGCUCUCUUCUACCUCGGGUUCGGUCUGCUCUUCGUGGGAUUCUUCAAGGGUGCUCUGUAUCAUUGUUCGCUUGAUCCUCAAGGAGAUCUGAUGCCAGAGAUCGUGACGCAAAAGGAUUGCCUGAAAGCAGGCGGAGAAUGGAUCAACAGCGUGUCCCAUUUCGAUGCGGUGACAUAUUCCUUGGUCACCUUGCUGCACAUUGGUUCGGGGGAGGGCUGGAUCGACGUGACCCUGAACAUCAUUGGGGCACAAGGUGUGGGUUUGCAGCCGAGGCCGAAGACCAGGGUGGAGCAGGCGAUCCCUGUUGUGAUCUUCAUGGCUUUGACGAACUUCUUCCUGUUGAAUCUGCUGACCGGAAUUUUGGUGGACUCGUACACCAGUACGAAAGCGGAAUUCUCGGGGCAGAGCAACAACACCUCAGAGGAGAGGUUGAUCAAGAAGCUGCAGAGGGAAGUCCUGCUCAAUCCGGAAGUCCUUCUCCCACCGCCGCGAAUCGAUGUCCGAGGCAAGUGCUGCCUUGCAACACGAAAGCGGCUGAAGUGGUUCAUCGAGCACCGGAUCUCGCGAAUCAUCAUCUUCGUGGGCAUCCUGAGCAAUGCAAUCGUCCUGGGCAUCUCCCCGGUCAUCUUCCCCGAGCUGCUGGAGUUCCGGAGGAUCGUGAGUGGACUCUUGCUGGGGCUCUUCGCACUGGAGCUUGUGAUCAAGAUCUUCGUGUACAGCCGGGACUUUUUCAAGGACAAAUGGCAUGCUUACGACAGCUUUGCCAUCACCGGGUCUUUGAUCGGUGCAUUGGUCAAUGCCCUCGUCGCCGAGAAGGGGGUCAUGACACAAAUCCUUGGCGGCUUCCAAAUCCUGCGCAUUCUCAUGCUGGUUCGCUAUGCCUGGUUCAUGGACAGCAUCACCAGUACGAUCUGGGUAGCUUUGCCCGGCCUCUUCCAGGUCUCUGCGCUCCUGACGCUGCUCAUGUUCAUGUAUGCGUGCCUUGGCGUGUCGCUCUUCGGUACUAUCAUGGGCACAGACGAGGCUGCACAAUCGGCCAUCGACGGCAGCUACCCCUUGUCUGAUUCCAACUUCUAUAGCUUCAACAAUGCUUUUCUACUGAUGAUCCGAUGUGCGACGGGGGAGAGGUGGCACGACAUCAUGUAUGAUCUGGCAGAAGACAAGCCAAACUGCACCACGACGGCACAGACUUACGAGGACCUGCAGCAGAACGGGCCUCGUGGAUGCGGCAGCAUGUUUGCGUAUCCUUAUUUCGUGAGCUAUGUCCUGAUCGUCCUGUUCAACAUGAUGAACUUGAUCAUUGCGACGGUGCUGGAUGCGUACGGACAGGUGCACGAGCUCAUUGAACUCGAGGAUUUUAUGGUUUGUCUGCGUGCGCUGCGGGACUCCUGGGUGGAUAUCGACAGGAACUUCUUGGGCUACCUUCACGUUGCGGAAGUCGAGAACAUCCUGCUCAGUAUCCCUCAGCCGGUGGGCUUCAUCGGCCUCAAGAAGCGACAGCUGCUCCGAUCCCUGAUGAACCUCCAAGUGCACGAGGGAAGCAUGCUGGCCUAUCGGGAUGUCGUGAAGUUGGUGGCGCAGCGCUCGGUGCUGUUUCUCAGCGGGGAGCUUCUGCUCCAUCCUCAAGAGGCGGAGCUCGAUGAACAGGCUCUUCGCACUUGGAAUGCCGCCUUUCCGGAGCUGCCCCCCGAGCCGCCCUCAGACGCCAUCCUCAUCGCGCACAUCGUCAUCGCCAGGCGAACCGCGAUUUACAUCCGCAAAAAGCGUUGGGAGUGGAAGCAACGCAGUCGCUCGGGACAGGGUGCAAUGCGGAACCUCAAGAAGGCUGCAGCGAACAGAGGUCCGGCUGAUGCGGCCCGGGUUCGCUCACCACGGAGCUCACCCCGUGGCUCGCCCCGGGGUUCACCACGGAGUGGUUCGCCCCGCAGCGGCUCGCCACGCAGUGGCUCGCCGCGGAGCGGCUCGCCGGCAUCGGAAGGCAAGGAUGACGCUUGGGAGGAGGCUAUGUACAACGUGGACGUCGACAUAGACACGGCCCUUGCGGGCGUUUGGGAGCAAAGCGAUGAUCCCGGUCCGCCAACCUCCAUUUUCGUGAGUCAGUUGGCGCCCGAGGAGACAACUCAGAUGCAGCGCUCGCGCAAGCUGCCCCAGCUGUCUCCGUUGAGGUGGCCUCCGCAGGAGCUGGAGAAGUACCAACCCGAGGAAGAGCCCGUCUUCACGAAUGCAGAGAGCUCUAUGUGGGCCAAAGUGGCUGACCUGGCGCAGGGGAAGGACUCCAAGCCUGGGUGGAAGGAGUGA